This is a messenger RNA of Plasmodium gonderi, 1359 nucleotides long. RefSeq names its product merozoite surface protein 3. Lineage: Eukaryota; Apicomplexa; Aconoidasida; Haemosporida; Plasmodiidae. Bases 1 to 1359 code for a protein of 452 amino acids. The record is from RefSeq and is a predicted model, not a curated record. The transcript has a single exon.
AUGAAACAACUUCGUGGUGUAACCCUUUUUCUUUUCCUCUUAAAUUUAUACAUGCACCGAAAUAAUGUUAUAAGAAGCGAAAAUGGAGAUUUGAAAAAACCAAACUUGAGAAAUGUAUUAUCAGGAGAUAGCGAACCCUCACAAGACGAGAAAGCUCCUUCAAGCCCAGGUAAUGGAGCCUCUUCUAGCCAAGGUGAUGCAGUCUCUACUAGCCAAGGUGAUGCAGUCUCUACUAGCGAAGGUGGUGCAAAGGGUACGAAUGCGCAAGAAAAGGGAAGCAAUCCACAGACUAAUGACCAAGAAAAGGCUGAAUCAAAAGAGGAGGAAAAGGAUGAUUCUAAAUCUGAUUCAGGAAAAGACACAGGUAAAGAAGCCGAAAAGGGAAUAACUGAAAAAGACGCACAAGGGAAAGGACCUGAUGCUUCGACAAAUUCGUCUCCAGAGGUGUCUCAAAAUGGUGAAGUGAAGGCGGCAAGUCCAGAAAACCAAGUAUCAAAUAAAGAUAAUCAGGUAGAGGUACCAGCGAGCGAACCAUUGAAAAAAGAAGAACCACCUAAAGCAAGUGUAGAAACCACAGAAGGGGCAAAAGAAACAGAUGCAACAAAAACAGAAGAAGAUAAAGCCCAGGAAAUAGCAAAAUCCGAGGAAGUUGCAAAAGCAAAUGGAGCUGUGGAAGAAGCGAAAAAGGCAGCACAGGAAGCAAGCACAGAAGCAGCUGUAGCUCAAGAAGUAGCAAAAAUUGCAAAAAUGGGAGAAGAAAAAUCCAAAGCAGAAAAUGCCGCAAAGGUAGCAAUGGAAGAAGCACAAAAGGCAGAAAAUUUUGCAAAGCAAGUAGAGACUUUAGCCAACGAGGCCCAGCAAGCCACCACAGUUUCUGUUGCAAGGGAGAAAGCUGACAAGGCUAUGAAGGCAGCGGAAGAAGCAAAGAAAGCAAGAAAUAAAGUAGGUUACGAACUCUUGAAGGCAAUAAAUCAAGAUGUGCUAGAACCAUUGGAAAUAUCUGAAGAGUUGGGUGACAAUUUAAUGGAUAAAGAUGAACAAGUGAAUGAGGAAGCUGUGGAAAUAGGUACUGAGGAAUCGAUAGAUGAGACAUUACCACAAGAGGGGAAGAGGAUUUUGAGGAAAAAGAUUAUGAUGAGGAAGAAUAUGAUGAGUAUAGUGAUGAUGAUGAAUAUGAUGAUGACGAUGAUGAUGGUAAUGACGAUGAUGAGGAUGACAAUGAUGAUGGUAAUGACGAUGAUGAGGAUGACAAUGAUGAUGGUAAUGACGAUGAUGAGGAUGACAAUGAUGAUGAUGAUGACGAUGGAGACCAUAACGGAGGUGUACCUGGGGGAGAAACUGCUGGUGGGAAAAAUGUAA